Anopheles funestus (African malaria mosquito) is the source of this 4669-nucleotide messenger RNA. RefSeq names its product atlastin (gene atl). Gene Ontology annotation, molecular function: GTPase activity; GTP binding. The coding region runs from base 1325 to 2944 and encodes 539 amino acids. NCBI's taxonomy places the organism in Eukaryota, Metazoa, Arthropoda, Insecta, Diptera, Culicidae. The transcript is spliced from 8 exons. Gene Ontology annotation, biological process: protein homooligomerization; endoplasmic reticulum organization. The record is from RefSeq and is a predicted model, not a curated record.
UCGCUUAAUCUCCUAUGAAGGUAUUUAUGAAAUUAAUUGCUCUUGGAGCUGUUUCUUUCUGACCUGUUUUGCUUAUAAUGAGCUCAAUUUUUAUUUUAGGUCCAAAUAAAAUAGUCGCUCCUUGCAACGACUGUCCGGUUCAGAUUUAGCUCGAUCCACGUUCUUCGAUGUACGCCAAACUAGACCGCAUCCUACGCAUUCCUCGCACGCAGGACUGUCUUGUACCGGCAAAAAUGAAGAAAGAGAAUGGAUCCAACAAUCAGUUCUUUUCAACUAUGGAUAAUUUAAUUUUAAAAUCUUAAUUUGCACGUAGAAAAUCAACUUAUCAUCGAUUUUCUCGAUCAUUCUUUUUAAUGCCCCGGUGCCAGCGUAUACAGAUAGUCAAGCUCAUUAACGUGAUUACAAAAUAAUGUGAUUUUCUCCACGUCACGGCUUUGUCUUCCAAUCUUUUUAAUGAAUUGCGUCAGUUGUGCUAACAGGGGCAAAACACAAAACAGCAACAAAAAAUGCAUCUUAUCUUUGGUACAAAACAGCAGUUGCCGACCCCAUGAAUGGAUGAUAAAGCCCAAACACGAUUGACCACCGAGUAAAAGUUUUUUUUUCUCUUGUAGAAGGCUUUCCGAACGUAUCCGAACGUUCCGAACUCUUACAUUUUAGGCAAUUUUUGGUACAUUAUAAACUUGUUUAAAUCCACUUAUCUGUUGGUGGCUUUGUUUCAUUUCACUUUUCUCUCGUUUCCCCGUUAAACUGUGUCGGUAAUUUGCGUAAAAUUAAGUUCCUUUCAAUUGAAAUUUGAAUUUUGGUCAGUUGAUGCUCUACUUCGAAUUUAUUGCUCAAAUGGAUUGAUUUCUAUCCAUCUUCUAAGGCAUCGAAUUGCGCGAAUGGAGUUGCAAUUGAGGUUUGCUAUUUGUUUGGCAAAAAUAAAAACCCGUAUUCUUUUCCAUUGAUGCCGCAUACUAACUCACUCUCUUAUUUUGCUACUUCCCACAGCAAAUCGCAUCGUACGCGAUAAAAGAGCACAUCUAUUAGCAUCCCGGAAAACGUGUUCAUCUCUACGAACACACCUGGAACUACAGCAUCUCCUUUUCCAUCGAGUAGUAAGAAGAUUGACGACCCAGGUUCUUUAUUGAUUGCAAUAUCCUAGAUGACGAACACGUUUUAAACGUUUGAUCAUCCCCCACGAAACGAGGAAGACGAAUAACGAACAGCAAACAGUUAGCAUAAAUUUUAGAUAGUGAAAAUAAUAGUGAAUCAUCGAGAGACAUAUUGAACUCCGCGCGGAUAUUGACGACAUAGUGAAGUUAGUGGAUUACACGGCCACAAAAUGGAAGCAAGGCCGGUACAGGUGGUGGAGACAAGCGAAGAUCACAGCUUUAUCCUGAACGAGGAGGCACUGACGGAGAUACUACUGCAAGACAGCAUCAAAGAUCGCGCGAUCGUGGUAGUGUCUGUGGCCGGAGCCUUCCGGAAGGGCAAAAGUUUCCUGCUAGACUUUUUCCUUCGCUACAUGUACGCCAAGUAUGUACAUCAUCAGAGCGUACUCGAAUGGUUGGGUGAUGAAAGUGAACCAUUGUCCGGUUUUUCGUGGCGUGGUGGUAGCGAACGUGACACAACUGGCAUCCUAAUGUGGUCCGACAUAUUCCUGCACAAUAGAGCCAAUGGCGAGAAGCUGGCAAUUAUACUGAUGGACACACAAGGCGCCUUUGACAGCCAGAGUACCGUCCGGGACUGUGCAACCGUGUUCGCCCUUAGCACCAUGCUAUCCUCCGUACAGAUUUACAACCUGUCCCAGAACAUUCAAGAGGACGAUCUGCAACACUUACAGCUCUUCACAGAAUACGGUCGCCUAGCGUUGGCCGAUUCGGGCAAGAAGCCGUUCCAGCGGCUACAGUUUCUGGUGCGUGACUGGAGUUUCCCGUACGAGGCCGAAUAUGGUGCGCUGGGUGGGCAGCUUAUUCUUCAGCGACGACUGGAGGUUUCGGACAAGCAGCAUCCGGAGCUGCAAUCGUUGAGGCGACACAUUACGUCCUGCUUUUCGGAAAUUGCCUGCUUUCUAAUGCCCCACCCAGGCCUAACGGUGGCCACCAAUCCCAGCUUCGACGGGCGUCUAUCGGACAUAACGCCCGAAUUCAAACAGAGCUUGCGCGAACUGGUACCGAUGCUGCUGGCGCCGGAAAAUUUAAUCGUCAAGGAAAUUAACGGCCAGCGAGUGAAGGCACGCGACCUGGUGCAGUACUUCAAAUCGUACAUGGCGAUCUACAAGGGUAACGAGCUGCCGGAACCGAAAAGCAUGCUGGUGGCAACGGCCGAAGCAAACAAUUUGACGGCGGUAGCUGCCGCGAAGGAAAUUUACUCACAGCUCAUGGAGGAUGUGUGCGGUGGCACUAAGCCCUACCUCAGCACGGGCCACCUCGACUCGGAGCACAACCGUAUCAAGGAAAAGGCACUGCAUCAGUUCACUUCGAAGCGAAAAAUGGGUGGUGAAGAGUUUUCGGAAAAGUAUCGCGAAAAGCUGGAACAAGAUCUGGACGAAACGUUCGUCACGUUCCGGGCGCAUAACGAAAGCAAGAACAUCUUUAAAGCUGCCCGAACACCUGCCGUCUACUUUGUCAUCGCGAUGGUUAUGUACAUCAUGAGUGGCAUCUUCGGCCUUGUGGGGUUGUACACCUUUGCCAACUUUGCCAAUCUGAUAAUGGGUAUAGCGCUGAUCACACUAGGGACCUGGGCCUACAUCAGGUAUAGCGGCGAGCUGAGCGACUUUGGCGUCCGGUUAGAUGAGUUCGCGAACCUGCUGUGGGAAAAUAUGAUGAAACCGAUCUACCAGUCAUGCGUGGAGAAGAGCAUCCAGCACGUGGCGACACACGCGACCGAGUACGCAAUCAGCGGCGGUACGGUCGGCAGUGCCGGCAGCCGUCAGCUGAACGGCAAGGUGAAACACUCUUGAGAGUACGCUCCGAGCGCUUCCAGCAGCCAGUGGUUGCCCACCCCAACCAACACCACCACGUUCGGCUGGCGGCCCUGGCGAUGGUCUUGGAGGUAUCGUAACGAGGCGACUGCUGCUGCCACGAUCAACGCAACAACGGCACAAUCGUUCGACCAGCCACUGACAAACAAUAACGCACCCGAUCGGACAUCCGCGUACUGUGUAACCUCCACUGAAGGUGGCAACCAUAAAGCACCAUCAUCAUCGUACCGAGGCACCACCGGGAGCAGCAUCAAUGGUCUGAAUAGCAGCAGAAGCCAUAGUAACGGUGGUAUGGGCAGCGACAGUGACAGCAGUAGUGAUAGUGGCAAUGGAGUCGUCGCGUCCGACGGCACUAGGUUUAGUAAAUUUAUCAAUAGCAUUAAGAACGCCCUUGGCAGUGGAAGUAGUAGCGGUAGUAAUAGUGGCAACAAACCAACAAUGCUGGUGACCGAUCAUGAAAGUAGCGGCAGCAGCAGCAGUCGAAACAGCAGCACGCGUCCACUGGUGAUCAAAUCGACGUCAGUCAUCAAGCGGACGGCGCACAGUAGCAGCAGUAGUAGCUCGAGCGAACUCACCGAUUGCACUAAACGAGGAGGACGUCACAAAGGAUCGGCAGUACCGGAGGAUGUUAUCGUGGCGGCAAACGGAUUCCGCAACAACCGGCACACAUAAAGGAAAGCAGAUGGUUCCUCCACACCCAUGCACACUUUGGCCGGAAACGAAAUAGGAAAACGUGUGUGUGCGCGCUUUUUUGCUCACCAUCUUUAAAAAAAAACUAUUAUAACCCUGUUAGAUACACAACCUUUAUUACCUGUUGGUAGAUUGGAUCAUUCGGAAUGUGGUGUACACACGCUUCGAUCAUCCCUUUCGGUAUUUGUUUUCGUUAGUUACUUUGUUGAACCAUACACACACACACACACACCCAAUUGUUGAUGCUGUAUUUGUUUUAUACUCUAUAUUUACACUGCAUUUUUUUUUGUUUUUGUUUUUGGGAGUAACAUUGAAGAAAGGAACUGAGCAGAAAAGGCAUAGGAGCCACUAAACGACACGUUUGCGGGAUAAGAAUUGUUAGUGUUAUUGUGCCAAAACGGGGUGAAGAAAAAGCAAAGAAUUUAUGUUACGAAGCGAAGGGAAAUUGAAAACGAAACGUAUCGAUAUGUUACAAAGCCCCCUCCUUCUCAUGUUGUAUUUUUGUGCCCCGUUUAAACAGAAACCCGCUCAAAAGCCGAACACCGCGGAAUCAGCAACCGUGUUCAGCAGAUCGCUUGCAUUGCAAUAUUCUGUAUUAAGCAUAGGUUUCUUUUAAUUCUCUUGCCAACACAUCAUAUACAAAACGUUAUUAAAAAACAUUGGAGGGGGGUAUAUGGGCAAAACAGGCUCACUUCUAACGCAGCUAAACGGCGAUGAUAACGCGAUAACGACGGGCACGACUGCAAAGCAGUGUGGUAUACAUGUGUAUGUUUAUAUGUGUAUAUCGUGAAGCUGACAAAGGAAAAGGACGCAAAACAAAGCAACAAAAAAAAAACAGGAAACGAUUUUCACAUCAUCUCGCCAUUUAAGAAAGCAUAUGUUUUUUUUUUUAUUUUGUUAAGAAUUUAUUAUUUUGUUACAUGCGAACCACACGCGUCAGUUUACGAUAGAAGGGUGCAAAGCAAAACGUUUAAAGAAUUUCUUGUACAUAAAACAAAAAACUAUCUACCUGUC